AAGCGGCGGGGCCCGGCCCGGAAGAGGCGGGAUCGCAGCGGCGGCUCCGGCGGCUGAGGCGCGUUUUCAGAAUGACUUCCUUGGCUGACAUGCCCCCGAAUUAUGAAAUGAUGUUUGCUCAUCGAUUCACAUCAGAUGAUGAAGAAUACCAGGAAUAUCUAAAACGCCCUGCAGAUCCCCCUCCUAUAGUUGAAGAAUGGAGAAACAGAUCUGGUGGCAACCAGAGAAACAGAGAUCGGUUUCAAGAUGGCAGAUAUUUUAGAGGGGACAGAUACAACUGGCAAAGUGACUACAGAUCUAAUCAGAGGCCAGAAAGAGGUUGGGGUAACAACUACCAGCAGCACAGGCAAGGACAAUCCUACUCAUCCCACUACGGACAAUAUGGCUACAACUCCUACAACCCAGGGCCUCGUUACCAUCCUUACUGACAUCCUCGUGGGUUGAACGUCCAGUGAUGCUAUGUAACAAAUUCAGUUAGCUUUUAGUUCUCUUAUUUUUUCCACAGUUUUGUAGAUAACUGAAGAAUCAGUGUAACAGUCCAUUGCUGUUUUUCUGUAGCGUGAAAUGAAAAAGGGAACUCCUUUUAUGAACAAUAAAAGCAUAUUAUGUGGAGUGUGUUUGGAGUCUGUAGAUUUUAGAUUAAAUUUCUGUCUCAUUCUUUUGUCUGAAUAUGUACUAGUACGUCUUUUCUUCCAUCACUGAGAUUUCUCUCUGUUACAUUUUAGAAACCAAAACAGGUGAGGGGAGGAUAGCUGUGGUUUGUAUGCAGCCUGUAGCAGUGGCGCAUUGCCUUAAGAUAGCUCUUUUUGAAAAUAACAUACCGUGUCUUUCUGUGGAGAGAAUUUCAGAAUUCCUUAGUUUGGCUUUUGACAGUGAGAAAAGCUCAGUUUGGUUUGAAUUUCAGAUGCCUUAAAACUGAGAAGAGAGAUCCUAUUACUGAAAUAUUUUAUGGGGUCGGCAUAGUGUCUGUUGACUCAAUGGCUUCAGUGCAUUUGCAGAGUUCCUUUUAAAAAGUGGUCUAAAAGUUGGAUAAAAAAUAAGUAAUUAGAUAGAUAUCUUCUUGUAGCAGUUCAGUGAUACAUAACUUUUACCUGAGAAGUAAUAUCAAACUUAGAUUAAUUAAUAUGUGUCAUUUUCAAAUAAAUUUGGUGUGUGCGUAACAAAUUUUGGAAUUCCCAUUUCAGUAAAGCUGUAAAACUUCGACGCUACUGUAGUUUGCAUGAAAUACUUUGUGUAUGUUAUAGAAGAAAAGAACUAUGGUCAGUACUCGUCUGUACUUUCUUCUGUGUGGGAAAGUAGCAUAAACAGUGCAGAGUGUUACUCAGUUCUUAGAAUUUAAGAUUUAUGGGUUUUUUUAAGUAUUCACACAAUAAAAGUAGAGUUCACAUGUAA
Corvus hawaiiensis (hawaiian crow) is the source of this 1392-nucleotide messenger RNA. RefSeq names its product RNA guanine-7 methyltransferase activating subunit (gene RAMAC). Gene Ontology annotation, molecular function: RNA binding. Gene Ontology annotation, biological process: RNA 5'-cap (guanine-N7)-methylation. NCBI's taxonomy places the organism in Eukaryota, Metazoa, Chordata, Aves, Passeriformes, Corvidae. The transcript has 3 exons. The record is from RefSeq and is a predicted model, not a curated record. Bases 72 to 428 code for a protein of 118 amino acids.